This is a messenger RNA of Kockovaella imperatae, 682 nucleotides long. RefSeq names its product RmlC-like cupin domain-containing protein. The transcript is spliced from 5 exons. The record is from RefSeq and is a predicted model, not a curated record. Lineage: Eukaryota; Fungi; Basidiomycota; Tremellomycetes; Tremellales; Cuniculitremaceae. The coding region runs from base 53 to 670 and encodes 205 amino acids.
UUAUUAUUAUUAUUCAUUGACUUUUCGCUGGAAUUCGAUAUUCCCCUGUGAAAUGAUGUCACGUCGAUCGAUGGCCCAUACAAAGGAAACGAGCGAGCAUCCAAGGCCGGGAGGGGCGAGGAGGCGAUUUAGAAUCAUCGCAUCGACAGGAUCUUGGUGUUGUACAUCUCAUAAAUCGUAUCGUGAUCAAAUACACACUUCAUCGUUACCUUCACCUUCAUCAUCUAAGAAAAUGUCUGGAACACCACCUCCACCAGAGAACAAGAUGAAGCAUUUCAAAGCUAUCAAUGCAUUGCCUUCUCAGUAUCCCGAUUUCAGAACGGUUCUAUGGACCGGUAGGGACAGUCAACUGGUCGUGAUGACUGUGCCUGUGGGAGGAGACAUUGGUGAAGAGGUCCACGAAGUCGACCAACACCUCAUCUUCACUUCUGGAAAAUGCAAAGCGAUUGUCGCUGGGGAAGAAGCAGAAGUCCAAGCGGGAGACAUGGUGGUCGUCCCUCAGGGAACCAAGCACAAUUUCAUUAACACCGGACCCACGCCGUUAUGUCUCUUCACUGUAUACGCUCCGGCAGAACAUGAUCCCCGAUCGGUGCACAAGACAAAGGAGGAGGGAGACAAGCUCGAAGACGACGGAAAGGAUGAACCUCCCAAGUGGGCCAAGCGAAAGUAGUCUAUAGACAUU